AGCCAUUAAAUGAGCGCCGCUUGACGAUUGCGCGUGAACUCAGAAAACCCUUCUGGAUAUCUGUUCGUCUUCAUUUGCCUGAGGCAGGAUGGAAGAAGCAGAACUCUUAAAGGAACGCCUUCAAGCUAUUACGAAUAAGAAAAAAAUCCAAGAAGAAAUUGCCCACAAACGGCUUGAAAUUGACAGAGAGAAACUAAAGCUUCAACAUGUCAAGAAAAGGUCCAUGAGAGAUCUGUGGCUCAUGGAUGGGAUGAACAGCAGUAAUGCACAGGAAACACAAAAAGCUCUUGAAGAUGCACAACAAACGAAACACCUCAAGAGCAGCAUACAUCGGAUAGAGAAAGAGAUUGAAGCAUUGGAGAGAGAGGAAAUGAACAUCUCGACAAAUGAAGGGCUGAUUCUAAAGAGGCUAAAAGCCAUUGAAAAGUCUCCAGAGGAUAUCAUUAAGGCAGCGAAUGCAGAUUUCAUAUCAGAGCCGAUCUAUAUUCAUUCAACAAUUCCAAAUAUGCUAAAGCCCAGCACACCACUAUUAAAGCAGAGGAGAAAACUAAAUCUGGAAACUGAAGCAAAAACUGACCAAACCAAACCUGCUUUGUUCGCCAUGGAAAUUAACGUUCAGAAGGACUUGCGCACAGGUGAAAGCCAAGUUCUCUCCACCUCCACCAUUUCUCCCCAAGAGCUCCAGCAGAAAGGCAUCAAGGUCUACGAUGAUGGCCGGAAGUCCGUCUACGCCCUGCGUACAGACGGCCACCAGCCAGGUGCGAAUGGAGUGGAUGAACUUAGUCCUGUGGAGGUCGAAGAGCUGCUGAGGCAGGCCUCUGAGAAAAAGAAGAGGUCCAAUCCGGUUCAGAUGGACCCUUCAUAUCCUUACAACCUCUCCCAUGAAUUACAAUCCACCACUGAAAACAGGGAGAACCAUGAAUACAAGGGAUACCAAGAUCCCUAUAGCUUUGACUUAUCGACAUGGCCUGAGCUUGUGUACAAUGGUGGCGUGUGCUGUCCAGAUGACGCGGGCCACAGACUUCCUCUCCUGCCAAUGCCUAAAUACAAUGACAGACCAGACGAAUACUAUCAUGACAGCCGUGAGCUACACAGAGGGGAAAGAUAUGCACAUGGACCGUAUUACAACCAAAGAGAGAACCACAGGGGAAUGCAACGUUUGGAUUAUGACAGCAAAAAUCAAAGCCUGUGUUCAGCCUACUCGGAGGACUCCAAUCUCAGCAUACUGAACGCCAUGCCAUCAGACGAGCCCGUCACCAUGAUCUUCAUGGGCUACCAGAAUGCUGAAGAUGACAGCCAGAGCUAUGAAGGCUCAGUUCGGGCAGAGUUGGUGAUUAUUGGAGAUGGUGAAGAUGAAGCGAGCAAGAGCUUCAACCGCCAUGAGAACUGCAAUGCCAACAACGCCUUUCCCUACUCUGCUGGACGAAAGGGCAAGAGAGACAGCACGGAAAACCCGUCAGCUACAGGUACCCCAAAGGUCAAAAAGGUCAAAAGGAGACACAAACACUGCUGUGUGUUGAUGUAGUUUCACUAACACUCUAUCAGCUCUUCUAUGAUGCAGCUUCUCACCAGACUGGCUUCUCUCGCUCUGCAUGCUGGACACUGUUGUCUUACGUUGUGGUUUUGAGUUUUUCAGUGUCUUAACAAACUGCUUUCUAUCCUUCAUGUUGGCAUCUGCUUAUGUUUUCUUUUUCUGAUAGUAUGUGUAGAAAGACUUUAGAGCUGGGGUCUUCGAAAGGUGGUACUGUAAUCUAAUCUCAAUUACAUUUUUGUGGAAAUAUUGAAUAAAAAAACAGUAUCAUAUUAACUAAAAUAUACUACUGUUCAAAAGUUUGGGGUCGUUAAGAUUUUUGUAUUUUUAAAUCUCUUGCUCACCUAGGCUGCAUUUAUUUGAUCAAAACCCCAGUAAGAACUGUAAUAUUUUAAAAUAUUAUUACAUUAUAAAGAUUUAAAAUAACUAUUUUCUGUUUUGAUAUAUGUGACCCUGGACCACUAAAGCAGUCUUUAGUCACUGGGGUUUAUUUGUAGCAAUAGCCAAAAAUUCAUUGUAUGGGCCAACAUUAUAGAUUUUUCUUUUCUGCCAAAAUAUCAUUAGGAUAUUAAGUAAAGAUCAUGUUCCAUGAAGAUAUUUUGUAAUUUUUUCUAUUGUAAAUAAAACGUGAAUUUUUAUUAGUAGUAUGCAUUGCUAAGAACUUAAUUUGGACGACUUUAAAGGUAAUUUUCUCAAUAUUUAGAUUUUUUGCACCCUCAGAUUCCAGAUUUUAAAACAGUUGUAUCUUGGCUAAAUAUUGUCCUAACCUAACGAGCCAUACAUUAAUGGAAAGCUUAUUUAUUCAGAUUAUGUAUACAUCUCAAUUUAGAACAUUUUUGACUGAUUUUGUGGUCCAGAGUCAUGUAACUUUUUUCUGUGAUGGCAAAGCUGAAUUUUUAGCAGCCAUUAAUCCAGUCAUAUGAUCAUUCAGAAAUCUUUCUAAAAUGCCGAUAUGGUGCCAAAGAAACAUUUCUUAUCCGUUUUGAAGGUUCUUGUGCUGCCUAUUAUUUUGUGGAAAUGGUGAUGCAUCUUAUUCAGAAAUAUUUGGUGAAUGGAAAGAUCAAAAGAACAGCAUUUAUUUGAAAUAGUCAAAGAUUGUCAUUUCUGAUCAAGUAAAUGUGUGCUUGCUAAAUAAAAAUCAAUUCUAAUAAUUUUCUAUGAUUCCAGACUUUUGAGCAGUAGUGCAUGUCAUUGUGCCUCCCACAUUAAGAUGUAUGUUAUUGUACAUUUUAAUUUCACUUGAUACAAGUAUGUGAUCAGUACCGAUUUUGAAUGUAAGCGUCAUAGGUAUGAAACUGCAUUCUGUAGGGAUUAUAUACAUGUUAUUAAUGAUCAUGCUUAGAACGCAUCUCUUUAAUUUUACAUAAAAUAUCUAUAAUCCACCAAAGGAUCCUUGAAAAAGGUUGAAGACCCCUGAUUUAGAGCUUUACGUCCCUCUAGUGGUGAAGGGGUGGAAAUUCACAUAUUUUUCAAAACAAUACAUGCAAUUUGCAACCACUCUGAUUUUUCACCUGCCAAACGUUCUAUGCUAAUACUUUUGACAUUUUUGCAUAUUUUAACUGUGCUUUUGCCAUUUGCAAUAAUUAGCAUGACGGCAUGCAAUUUUCUGUGACGUACAGCCGUGCUUGCUAUCAUGGAUUGUGCUUGUUUUUGUCAAGCAUCCUCUUUCUUUUGCUUUGACUUUGUGUAUAUGAAUGUUUUUUGAAAAGCAUGACAGAUGUCAUAAAACUGACUGAAUGAAUGAAAAUGUCUUCUUUUAUAAAGGGAUAGUUCACCCAAAAAUAUGUAUUAAUAGGUGUUAUUUUUGUAUUUAUAUAGUUUUUUUUUUUUUUUUUUUUUUGCCAAGGUAAGUGUGAAUUUGUGGUCACUUAAUUGUUGUUAUAUUAUAAGAGCUGUAUUAAGGUUUUUUGAAACAGUUAUUUUGUGUUCCACAGGAAACAUAGUACAGCAGAGAUUUUGAAAGUCAUGAGUAAAUGACAGAAUAAUCA
Carassius gibelio (silver crucian carp) is the source of this 3519-nucleotide messenger RNA. RefSeq names its product palmdelphin-like. The transcript has 8 exons. Gene Ontology annotation, cellular component: cytoplasm; membrane. Bases 89 to 1525 code for a protein of 478 amino acids. Gene Ontology annotation, biological process: regulation of cell shape. Lineage: Eukaryota; Metazoa; Chordata; Actinopteri; Cypriniformes; Cyprinidae. The record is from RefSeq and is a predicted model, not a curated record.